Gopherus flavomarginatus (Mexican gopher tortoise) is the source of this 2990-nucleotide messenger RNA. Its product is annotated as urea transporter 2-like. Bases 485 to 2125 code for a protein of 546 amino acids. Gene Ontology annotation, cellular component: membrane. Gene Ontology annotation, molecular function: urea transmembrane transporter activity. The record is from RefSeq and is a predicted model, not a curated record. Gene Ontology annotation, biological process: urea transmembrane transport. Lineage: Eukaryota; Metazoa; Chordata; Testudines; Testudinidae. The transcript is spliced from 11 exons.
GAUCCAGACUAACAUGGCUACCCCUCUGAUACUUGAGAGAAUGCUGAUUCAUCAAACAUGAAACCUUCAGCUAAUCAAAGGCACAGUUCCAUGGAAAACCUAUCAGCUCAUUGGGGUGCUCAGGACCUCUGUUUUCCAGGAAAUGCAGCUCUGAGGGGACUUCCAGUGCUUUCACGCUCCCUGACAUAGAGUUAGGAACUGGAAGCCCUGGGAUGGGCUCCCAGGAUCAGCUCUCCUAAGGCAAAUCCACCAUGCAGACUGGCCCCCGAUAACAGCAACCGUGAAAUUCACAAGAAUACUCGUAAGCAAAAAUCAACUCCCUCCUCCUCCCAAAACACACAGGAGAGAAGUUGGAAAUCAGCAUUAUCUGCCUCUCUUGGCCGACUCGCCUCUUGAUGGACACAGGCCUAACGAAUCUGAGUGUAAGCACCACCUCUGGCCAGCACACUCUCCAGACCUCUCAGCAAGAGUGCAGCUUUUGGAUAUGCUGGAAGACCAGGCUCUGAAAGCACCCAUGGAGGGUGUUGAAGUCAAGAGAGAAACAAAAGGGGAAAAGAAGACACAAAACCAGACUCCAGUGAGAAAAUGUGGGAAGGGAGUCAGCAAAGCCGUGGGCUAUAUCACAGGAGACAUGAAACAGUUUGGAGUCUGGCUUCAAGAUAAACCGGUCCCAUUUCAGUUUGUCGACUGGGUCCUGCGAGGGAUAUCCCAGGUCAUGUUUGUCAAUAACCCUCUCAGUGGGCUUAUCAUGAUUGUUGGGUUCCUUGUCCAGAAUCGUUGGUGGACACUUACAGGCUGUUUAGGAACAGUUGUCUCAACGUUAACAGCACUUCUUCUGAAUCAGGACAGAUCAUCCAUAGCAGCAGGACUGCAUGGCUAUAAUGGGGUCCUGGUGGGACUGCUCAUAGCAGUAUUAUCUGACAAGGGAAACUUCUAUUGGUGGCUUCUACUGCCUGUUGCUGCAGUAUCCAUGACAUGCCCAGUUUUCUCCAGUGCUUUAGGCUCAAUCUUCAGUAGGUGGGAUCUUCCUGUUUUCACCCUGCCUUUCAAUGCAGCACUGACAUUAUACUCUGCGGCCACUGGACACUACAACCUUUUCUUCCCUACAGUCCUCACUAAGCCUGCAACAUCAGUGCCCAAUAUCACCUGGUCCACCAUUGAUGUGCCAAAGUUGUUACAAUCCAUUCCAGUCGGCGUCGGCCAGGUGUAUGGCUGUGAUAAUCCCUGGACUGGUGGCAUCUUCCUGGUUGCUUUAUUCAUCUCCUCUCCUCUCAUUUGCUUGCACGCUGCAAUUGGAUCAGCAGUGGGGAUGCUGGCAGCACUGAGCCUAGCAGCACCUUUUAGCAAUAUCUAUGCUGGCUUGUGGAGUUACAACAGUUGCCUCGCAUGCAUCGCUAUCGGGGGCAUGUUCUAUGCUCUGACAUGGCAGACCCACCUGCUAGCAAUUGCCUGUGCAUUCUUUUGUGCCUAUCUGGGAGCAGCUGUAGCCAAUAUGUUUUCCGUGUUCGGAUUAGCAGCGUUUACCUGGGCUUUUUGCUUGUCUGCAUUCACCUUUCUGUUACUAAACACAAACAUCUCCGCGAUCUACAAGUUACCUCUCAACAAAGUCACUUACCCGGAAGCCAACCGAGUGUAUUACCUCACGAUGAAGAAGCAGUACUGGGUUUACGAUGGCACCAGUGGUGCCAUGGCUCUGGGCCCAAACUCAGAAGGGGCCCUGGCCAGAUCGAUCCCCCAGCCAGCUGAGCCAGCCAGGAAAGCUGUCUCCACCCCUGCUCUGCCCCCACCCCAUCUCUUCCCCCCUCUGCUCCGCACCAGCCCCACCCCCACUCCAUCCCCUCCCCUGAGCUAUGUAUCCUGGGGGACUGCAGCAGGGGUCGGGCACACCCUGCACUCAGCGGGCGGUGGGAAGUGGAGUGACCUGGCUCCAGCCCGCUCCACUCCGCCAGCUCCCAGACAUGCCACCAGUGAGUGCUGGGUGGCAGUUACCUCCUACCCCCCAAGUCCCAAGGCUGGGAGCCAGGGGAUCAGAGCGGAGCAGGUGGGGGCCAAGUUACUUCACUUUCCCCCACCCUGUGAGUGCGGGGUCAGACCCACCCUGCAAUCACCAGGUGGCAGGAAGUAGAGCAACCCAACCCCACCCCACUCCGCUCCGCUGGCUCGUGCUGGAUGGCGGUUUACCCCCUUCCCCCCAAGCCUGGGGAGGAGAUGGAGCAGUGGGGAAGGGGCAUGGGAUGGGGAAGAGAAGGGGAUGGGGGAAGCUGGAGCAGGGGGGAAGCAGGGGCAGAAGGGGGUGGGGUGGGGAGAAGAUGGAGCAAUGGCGAAGGGACAUGGGAUGGGCAAGAGAAGGGGAUAAGGGAAGUGGGGGUAGGGGGAAGGGAGGAGAUGGUGUAGUGGGGAAGGGGCAUGGGAUGGGGAAGAGAAGGAGAUGGGGGAAGUGGAGGCAGCGGGGAAGGAAGUGGGUGGGAUGGGGAGGAGAUGAAGCAUUGGGGAAGGGCAUGAGAUGGAGAAGAGAAGAGGAUGAGGGAAGUGGGGGCAGGGGCGGCAGAGGCAGUGGGGAAGGAAGUGGGUGGGAUGGGAGGAGAUGGAGCAGUGGGGAAGGGCAUGGGAUGGGGAAGGGGCAUGGGAUGGGGAAGAGAAGGGGAUGGGGCAAGCGAGGUUAGGGGAAGCGGGGGCCCAGCAUGAGGAUCCCCUUGGCAGAAGCUGGGGCUCCCUGUUAAGCAGGCUUAUCAAACCCUCACCCUGACAAACCCCACCUCCUCUGUAUCUGUACCACCCCAAUGAGCCCCCCAGACACCCUCCCCACUGAGUCCCAACCACCUGCACCCCCACCCAAAUGAUCUGCACCUCCCCUGCACCUAGACCUCCCCGCUGAGCCCCAAACACCUUCACCUGGAUCCCCUGCAGAGUCCCACUGCCACUGCUCCUGGAACCCUCAAUGAGCUUCUGUGCAUCCAGACCUCCCACUGAGCGGCCUGCAUCCAGACCUC